Molecule: messenger RNA, 3287 nt
Organism: Nasonia vitripennis (jewel wasp)
Lineage: Eukaryota; Metazoa; Arthropoda; Insecta; Hymenoptera; Pteromalidae
Gene: Noc1
Product: CCAAT/enhancer-binding protein zeta
Exons: 5
Coding region: 192-2906 (904 amino acids)
Cellular component (GO): nucleus
Source: RefSeq, a predicted model, not a curated record
GAUGAUAUAUAUAUUUCCCAUUUCUGCUUGACAAAAACUAUCCAACAUGUUAUUUUCAAUUAUCAAGUAAAAUAACUUGAUAAUGAUAAUUACAAGUGAAAUAUUUUCUAAUUAGUUUAAUAUUGUAUAAAACUUGUUUAUUCAACUUAAUACAUCAAGUUCGGGAUUUUUAAUCGAGGAAAUUCGAAGCGAUGAGGAAAGGACUUGAUGACGGCAUGUCUGCCGUUGUUAAAAAAUGGUAUGAGGAGUAUCCAAAGGCAGAAGGACCAAGCAAACAUGGCAAAAGUGAAAUGGAAGUAAUAGAAUUGAAGUCUGAAGCAAAGAAAUGUCUUGAUUCAGAAAGUAAUGCUUAUCACCUCAGGCAGUCAAAAUCUAGGAGCUCUGAUUAUUCUUGGCUGAAAACUGCUAUAUCAAAGGGUACGCUAGAUGAUAGGGUAGCUGCUGGUAUAGUUUUGGUCCAGAAUAGUCCAAAACACAACCUAAAUCACCUCACCACAUUGGUAUCUCAAGUUAAGGUUGCCAAACAUAAUCAAUGUGGUAUGGUUAUCACUGCUAUAAGAGAUUUAUUUUUGAACGAUCUCCUUCACCCAGAAUACAAACUUUUGAAGUUUGAAGAGCAGAAUCUCGAUCAAUUGGACAGUUUUAAUCAAACUUUUAAACCAGAUGAUGAUUUCAAUGCACAGAAAAGGCCAACUUUGUCGAGGAACAAAUUGUUGGCUAUCUGGUAUUUUGAAGAUCAGUUGAAAGAGACUUAUGAGCGCUUUGUUACUGCACUGUCAACUAUAGCUAACGACACUGUAGAUACCAACCGUGAAAAAGCUGUAGCAGUAAUAAAUGACUUGCUUAUGGGCAAUGCUGAACAAGAGCACAAACUUCUUGAUUUUCUUGUUAAUAAAAUUGGUGAUCCUGGCAGCAAAGUAGCUUCAAAGGCUGUUUUCUCACUUACUAAACUUUUGCACGAACAUCCCAAUAUGAAAAUAAUUGUUUUAAAAGAAGUGGAGAAAUUAUUGUUCAGAACAAAUAUUGCUCAGAGAGCCCAGUACUUUGCCAUAUGCUUAUUAACCCAGUUUGUUCUGUCAAAGGAAGAUACUCAAGUUGCCACAACUCUCAUUGAUGUAUAUUUUGCAUUCUUCAAAGCAUGUUUGAAAAAAGGAGAACCAGACAGUAGAAUGAUGGCUGCAAUAUUGACCGGUGUGAAUAGAGCUUAUCCCUUUUCAGAUAUAAGUUCAAUCAAAUUAAAUGAGCAUAUAGACUCUGUAUAUAAAGUUGUACAUAUUGGAUCUUUCAAUGUCUCUCUGAAUGCUCUCAGCUUAUUGUUUCAAGUCGUUGGUAAGGAUCCCAAGCAAUCGAAUAGAUUUUACUCCGCUUUUUACCGCAAACUGUUUGAUCCGCGAAUUGGGACUGCAAACAAAAGGGCAAUUUUCUUGAACUUGCUGUAUAGAGUUUUACGCAACGACCAAAGUAUACUGCGAACGCACGCUUUUAUAAAGAGGAUUCUACAAGUCUGCUGUUAUUACCCUGCUAAUAUGGCUUGUGCCACGUUGUAUGUUAUAUCUCAAGUACUACAAUCCAAAAAGCUUACCAACAAAGCUUUGACCCGAUUUGCUCCAAAUGUCAUGGAUGAUCAAGUGGUUGAAAGUGUUCAGCAGAAAGAUAAGCCCAAAAAGAAAGAAAGCACAAUGGUACUGUCUAAUGUUGUGGUUGAUCAUCCCGAAGAUAAAAGUAAAGACGCAGGGGAAACUGAUGAAGUAGUUGAGGUGAAAAAUGAAUUUAAAGCAACCUUCUAUGAUCCUUUUCACCGCAACCCGUUGCACUCUGGAGCAAAUCUGAGCUUCUACUCUGAAUUGGCAGCUCUUGUAAGGCAUUUCCAUCCCAGUGUUUCUUUAUUCGCUCAUAAUAUUAUACAAGGAAAACCCAUUGAUUAUACUGGAGACCCCCUUGAAGACUUGAGUCUAAUUCGUUUCCUGGAUCGUUAUGUCUUCAAAAAUCCAAAGAAACUCGAAAGUAAACGUGUCAUUAAGAAGAACGAUCCACUAGCUCAGAGAGCCGCUUACACUCCAAAAGGAAUUCGCUCAAUCCCAGUCGACAGUUCAGCGUAUCUUAAUGAAAGGGAAGAAAGAAUACCUGUUGAUGAGCUCUUCCUCUACAAAUACUUAACUAAGCGUAAGGAAGUCAGAGGUGUCAAAGAUGCUGACGAUGCAGAUGACGAAGACGAUAACGAAAGUGUCAAUAGUGAAGAUUUCAACGCGAUGAUGGACCAGUUGAGUAAGGGUAAAGACUUGGAGGAUAUUGAAGAAUUGGACAUAGCAGGUGAUUUUAGUGCUGCGUCGAAGAAGGCCAAGAAAGGCAAAUCGGAAGACGACCAAGACGACCUCGGAGAGGAAGAUGAAGAUGCGGAUGAUGAAGACGAUGACAUUUCUGACGUUGGUGAAGAUAGUGAAAUGGAAGCAGGUGAGCUUGACGGAGAAGGUGAUGACGAAGAGUUCGAAGAUUUGGAUGACAUGGACUUGGACGAUCUCGACGAUGAUCUGAGCGAUAUGGAAUUCAACGACGACGAUGACGAUGAAGAACUCGAAAGUAACUCAUCCAAGAAACGCAAACACAGUAAACCAGGUGGCGGCAAAGCCAAAAAGAGCAAAGGCAUUGACGAAAAUACAUUUGUGUCUGCGGAAGAAUUUGCUGAAAUGCUGGAGAAACAGGGACAAAACAAAUUCAAACACGGAGCGAGUCGCAAUAUGAGUGAUCGUGACGGCGCGAACGCGAAACAAUUAGAUUGGGAGACCGAGCGCAAUCAACGAAUCUCCGGUUUCCGAGGUGGAAAGAAAGGCAAGAAGCCGUUUAACAAGAACUUUAAGAAUAAAAAGAACUUCUCGAAACACCAGAAACCGAUGAAGCGACGAAAGUAAUUAAUUUUGUACAGUUUAUAAAGAUUUUUUUUUAAUAAAUAAAUAUAUAUAUAUAUAUAUAAUAUAAUUUGACAAACAAGUUGAUUAUUUUAUUGGAAUAAAUUCCUGUAGACAAAUAAGCCAAAUCUGUUUUACUUUUUUUAUUUAUUUAUUUUAUUUCUAAUCAUUCUAUAAAAAAAAUAGGAGAUUUGUGUAGAAAUAUUAAAUUUAUAUUCAUACAAUCAAAAAUUUUUUGAUCAUUUUCUUUUUUAAAAAAAGGUUAUAAUUAUAAGAUAUACAACGUUAGAACGGAAACACUAGAAUAAAGCCAAAGCUGAAAAAAAAUCUGAACUAAAGUUGUCUUGAACGAAAAAAAAAAUAAACGGUUUUAGGGCGACGAGA